AUGCCGGGAUAUGCAAAAUUCAUGAAGGAGCCGGUCACUAAGAAGAGAAACAUGGACUUCGAAACAAUUGAAGUUUCUCAUAAUUGUAGUGCCAUUAUGACUAGCGAGAUAAUUACAAAGAAAGAAGAUUCGGGGGCAUUCACUAUCCCAUGCACCAUUGGUAUGCUUCAAUUCGCUAAAGCUUUAUGUGAUUUGGGGGCAAGUAUAAAUUUGAUGCCCUACACAAUCUUUGAACAACUUGGGCUGGGAGAACCAAAAUCCACAACAAUGCGGCUUCUUAUGGCGGACCGAUCGAUCAAGCACCCCGUUGGGAUAUUCUAUGACAUAUUGAUGAAGGUUGAUCGAUUCAUCUUUCCCGCUGAUUUUGUUAUUCUUGAUUGUGAGAUUGAUGUUGAAGUUUUUAUUAUUUUGGGGAGGCCAUUUUUAGCAACCAGAAGAGCUCUAGUUGAUCUUGAAAGUGGGGAGUUGAAGUUCCAGGUAAAUGAAGAUCGGGUCACCUUCAAUGUGUGCAAAUCAAUGAAGCAGCCUAGUGAUAUUCAUGUAGUUUCAACGAUUGAUGUGAUUGAUGAAGCGGUGGCUAGUGUGAGCGAACUGAUGUGUAUGGGGAAACCUCUUGAAGGUGUUUUUUCAAAUUAUGAUGAAACCGAAGUUCAAUGGUAUGAUGAAGUGGUGGCUGCUCUAUCGGGAUUAAGUGAAUACUCAAGGAACCCAUUGAAGCUAGACAUUGAUCUAAAGAAUCAAGAGAGUCCUCCCGCUAAACCAUCCACAGAGGAACCGCCAAAGCUUGAGUUGAAAGUGCUUCCCGCUCAUCUUUGGUAUGCAUUUUUUGGGCGAAUAAUACCUUGCCCAUUAUCAUUGCAACUGGCUUGCUUGAAUGUCAAGUGA
Solanum verrucosum is the source of this 885-nucleotide messenger RNA. RefSeq lists its product as uncharacterized. Lineage: Eukaryota; Viridiplantae; Streptophyta; Magnoliopsida; Solanales; Solanaceae. Bases 1 to 885 code for a protein of 294 amino acids. The record is from RefSeq and is a predicted model, not a curated record. The transcript has a single exon.